CCUGAGGGCAAGUGUUGGAUGCUGUUUGUGGUCAAUAGAUGUAGCGUCAGCAACUUUUACAUUAGUUCUGAUAUAUUUCCUUCACUGAAGCUUUGUUAAAAUUCCAGAAACGCUUUUGCAUUCUUAUUUAUUAUCGUAAUUCUUCUACCUUUUUUGACUUCAGUGCUGCAAUGCUGUGCUCCAGUGGUGUCGAUUCUUCUUAAUUAUAGUACUUCAGGAAAUAUUUUGCCUGUUAGAUCUCAUGCACAAAAGAGCUAAAUAGUUUUUUAAUGCCGUUGUUAUACACAACCCACCGAGUACCAAAGAAAACUGGGCUCCAGCACAGACUCCUCACACUCGCAUGUCUGGCUCACCUUGCUAAUCUGGUAGCAAUUACAGUAACGGCUUUUCCAUUGAAUGGAUUUAAUAAAGAUGAAUGCUGCUGAUGAAGCUGUUCUAUAAAACCUGUUCUAAGAUCAAAGCUUUUUUUUUUUUUUUGUAGUUUACAUGCAUUAUUAUCUAGUUAAAUAGUAAAGUUUUUUUUUUUUUUAUUGAGAAAACCCAUUGUGCUUGGAUAAUACUGUGUACUGUGCCCACUUGGCAUGCAUUGUCUGAAUAAUUGUGACUUUUAUAGUAUGCUUAUGGUGAUUUUUAAUAAGGAAGAUAAAGUCUUUGUUGGAGAAUCUAGUUUAAGGAUGCAGUAAGGAGCCAAACACAACCAAUCAGGGUGUCCAUCCAUAGCCAGACACCCUGAUAAUCUUUCUCCACCCAUCACGCCACAUACCAUUAUGGUCCUGUGAGAGCGUUCUUGUGCUUCAGCCUCUACCAGGUUAGCAUGGUGCGAGAUCUCGCAGCGACACGACGAAGCAAAACACUAAGCUGGCUACUGCUACGAGGUUUGGAUCUCCAUAGUCCACCAAAGUCUUUUUUCUGUUUUCCUUUUAAUUCAGUAGCGCCUCUAGAAAAGUGGGUCACAAGAAGUGCACAAAGGCUCUCGGUCAGCCUCCCUGACACAGGCCGCUUGGGAAAACAGAGGAGCCUUUCACCGCAUUGUCGAGCAGUCUGACUCAAAAUGUGCAAAAUCUCAAGAAUAGCGUUCGUGUCACAUUGUUUUGUCUUCUGAUCCAUAGAAGCUUAUAGUACGACAAGACAGACCUAUUGUGAAGUUGUCUUUUCCUAAGUAGUUUGUAUUGCUUAAAUUAGCAUGCCUGUGUUUUCUUAGGGACGUUUUGUGGGGGUUUUUAGUUUGUUUUUUUUUUUUGUUUGUUUUUUUGAACUGAUGCUAUCCCAAACCAUUUCACAGAGCAUAAUGAAAACCCUAGAACCCUAAUGGAUGAAAGGGGCAAUGUUUACAGGAUCUUACCCAUCCCUCUCAGAGUGGGCUCCCAGGAAUGCUUGCAGGAGAUGGAGUCCAACCAAAGGGGGAGUGUCACAAAGAAAUGAGACUAUAAAUACACGUCAAGCCACGGAGGCUGCAGCUCUUCAGCACAGCUGGGCUUCACUGGAACACCACAGAGGGCACCUCUGCACAUUUCACCGACUAACUCAAUCUCACCUUUUUCCACUCAGGCACUGCAAAAAGGCUAAAAAAAAAACAUUACAAUCAAGGACUGACUGUAUUGAUUUUCAGAGAUAUUUAAAAAAUGGCAGAGAACCUGCAGAAAAUUGUUGCAUCCAAGAAGGAUGUGGUGGAGAAUGUGAUGGAGGUAUUUGAGCAGGGAGCAGAGGUGUUAGCCAGCAUUGCUGGAGAUCUGUUCCCCGUUUUCUCCAUCGCUGCUCCCAUUGUGAAGAUGGCACUAGAUAACGUGGAGAGCAAAGAAGCGGAAUACAUGAAGGAACAGUUUCAGAAGGUCCGUGAGCGUCUGGAGGUUAUAUCAGAGGAGAUCCAGCGCAUAAACGAUGAGGUGAGGAAGAGUGGUAUGGACGCGGCUUACUUCUCCGUGGAGGAGAAUAUAACCAACCAGUUUCGCAAGUACAUGGACAUCCUCAAUGCCAAGCCAAAGUUUCGAGAGGCAAAGAAGAAACAAUUCUUGGAGCACUUUAGCAAGUCUGGCGGAGACAAAAACUUGCACACGCUUUACGGUGCUGUGACAGGAGAUAGCUUCUCGGGAGAGUCCGUGCUGGAGAUCACGCUCAACUAUGAACAAAAGAGCCGGCGGGCGAUGGAGGACUUCUGCGCCAGACUGAAGCAGUUGUUCUGCAUAGGUCUCAUCGCUUUGAUGGGACACACGGCUCUAAAAGGCGGCGAUGACGAAGAGGAGCUGCUCCGAAACUGGGCCGAGAACAUGAAAGUUGUCCAGUCAAAAAUGAACGUGGUCAUCGAAGACUGCAUCAACAGCUUCCCAAGUCAGGCAGAGAUCGAUAUCAAGCGCCUAGUGAGGAACCACAAGGACAAAAGCAACCAGCAGCUGGCCGACAUGAUCAUCGAGAACCUGAAAGGGAAGUACGACUGGGUGAGCUGGUCAGUCCGUGUCUUUAACUCGCCCAAGGGCUUGUUCACUAGCAAGAAAGACUUCCAGUGUGCCACAGGCAAGAGCAGGUUUCAGGUGCCUUCACCGGAUGAGAAUUUGAAUGUUGUGCUAUCCUACAGUGCCUCUCCUGAACCUCUAGACAAAGCUCAGAUCCAGCAGUUGGUCCAGGACCAGAAGAAAGUCACAGUUCCAGGGAUUGCAGAGCUUAUCUUUGAGAAGACCCCUAUGUGUGUGGUCCAUGCUGUCAAGACGUCAUGCAAAGAAAUGGCUUACUCAUGGAGCUUUCAAGAUGAGCUUCACUACUUUGAGGAGUUCAAGAACGUUUACUUGUUCGUUCAUUCUUCUUAAGACCACAGUUGAGGAUAGCAAACAUAGGACAAGAUUUGUAAUAGAGUGUAAACGUCUUUAUUUACCUUUAAAAGAAUGCUGACUAUUUUCUUAAGCCACUAACCAUGUUAUCAUUUAAUGCUGAAGAUUUUUUAAUGCUGUGUGAUUGAACACUUAGAUUAUUUGAAUAUCAAUCUUUGCCAAUUAUAAACACUGCAUUUGCAGUUUUUGAAAAGUGCACUAUGAUUCGUAUCUCAGUUGUAUCUUUGGGUAAUUUUAAGUGUCUUGGGGCAAAAAUUUCUUUAGCUUCAUGAAGGUUAUUAGGCCACCCUGAAAUGAAUCAGUAUCAGGAUCUAAUGAAUGGAUGCAACAAUGCUGAAAAAUCUUUGUUUUGUUUUUGUAACAGCCUUAUUUUUUUUUCCAUUGUAUUUCAAAAUUUCACAAAGACGUCUCCAUAUCUACAGCUGUGUGUCCCUGAGCGUAUGAUAUGGUGUGUUUACCCUCACAGAGUUGGAUUCUUAAGGACACAAUCAGACCUUGAAUUACUGCGUUUCAACAAAACCUGGACAUGUAAGAACAUGUCAUGAAGGGAAAAGAAUUGUUUCCUUAUGAGCCCUUUCCAGCCUGUUGGACUGUCACAGGUUUUUUUCCCCCCCCUUUGAUACUAAUUAAACUAUGCCUCCAGUUUAACUUAAAUAAUAUAGUGUACAAAUAUAGUGUAUCAAUAUAGUUCAUCCUGAACUGAGAUAUACAAAUAAGAUGCUACGUUUUAGCAGGACAUGGUUUAAAACCAUCACAGAAAGGAGUACACCAUUCUUAUCUGUCUUCUUAUCCAAAACAACCAUUCAGACAUUUAACACUGAUAAACGAUGGUCAUGUGAUUUUUAGUUCAACACGCUGCUGACUUUUUAUUCUUACCAAGCAGCUUAGGGGACAUUUUCUUUCCAUUUCACUACAAAAUUACACAUGUAUUAAGUUUUUGGUUAUAAAUUCAAUUAAUGACACUAUAGCAAUAGGCAUGCAUUGUAAUUUUUGCCUCCUAAAGUGGCCAAUAUAUAUAUACACAUAUUUGCAUUAAAGGAAACACCUUACUUUAUGUCAAAGGGAAUCGGAAUUCCAUUUGAGACUGAUUCUGGGUUUAUUUGUUAUACCAAUCAGAUUCAGCAAGUUUUAGCAAGUAAUCUGAGCUAGUUGAGCAGGUUGAACACCUGAAAUGCACCUUUUGAUGAAUUGCCAAAACAUCUACGCUUCAAACUGGGUCUCUUACAUUUGUUUUUCUUUCUUAGUCGCUAUUAAAAGUUUUCUUAUUACUUUG
Molecule: messenger RNA, 4092 nt
Organism: Ictalurus furcatus (blue catfish)
Lineage: Eukaryota; Metazoa; Chordata; Actinopteri; Siluriformes; Ictaluridae
Product: protein rapunzel-like
Exons: 3
Coding region: 1623-2798 (391 amino acids)
Source: RefSeq, a predicted model, not a curated record